This is a messenger RNA of Erigeron canadensis, 1781 nucleotides long. Its product is annotated as MLO-like protein 9. The coding region runs from base 220 to 1728 and encodes 502 amino acids. Gene Ontology annotation, cellular component: membrane. Gene Ontology annotation, biological process: defense response. The record is from RefSeq and is a predicted model, not a curated record. The transcript has 15 exons. NCBI's taxonomy places the organism in Eukaryota, Viridiplantae, Streptophyta, Magnoliopsida, Asterales, Asteraceae.
CCGGUUCAAGUUAGCUAAGACAUUUUUCUUUUCCAUUUCCAAUCUGGUUUUCAUUUUCUAAGGAAAUAACAUAUUACUAGCUGGUGGAUGGCAAUUAACUUUUCAGCAUUUUCUUAUGGUGGUGGAAGAGGGUAUUAAAAAAGAACAUUGACGGAGGAAGAAGAUAAUGGUAAAAUAAUAAAAAGGAAAGCGCACAUUGAUCGUCAAAUAGAGUAAAAAAUGGGUGCAGGUGGAGAUGUAAGGAUGCUUGAUCAAACCGCAACAUGGUCUGUUGCCUGUGUUUGUGCGGUUAUCGUCAUAAUCUCAGUAAUGUUGGAACAUAGUCUUCAUACCGUUGGACAUUUUUUGAAGAAACGUCAUAAACCCGGGCUAAUGGAGGCACUUGAGAAGAUAAAAAAUGAGCUUAUGGUGCUUGGGUUCAUAUCGUUGCUUUUGGUUUUUAGCCAGAACUAUAUCGCAUCCAUUUGUAUAUCGAAGUCUCUUACAAAGGAUUUCUUGCCAUGCGACAAACAAAAAUAUGAAAAGGAUGACGAGGAUGAUGCUUAUGGCGGGCUAGAUGCAAGGAGGAGAUUGUUGUGGAAUGACCACAGAAGGUUAGCAGGGGAUGAUCCACCUAAAGAAUGCGAUGAAGGAUAUGAGCAAAUUAUAUCAGUUACUGGAUUGCACCAACUGCAUAUAUUUAUAUUCUUCUUGGCAGUGUUUCAUGUCAUGUACAGUACCCUCACUAUGAUUUUUGGAAGAGCAAAGACUCGCAAGUGGAAAUUUUGGGAAAGAGAAAUUUUGGCCGAUCACGUACCUGGCGCUGAUCCCUCAAAGUACCGCCUUACUAAGGAUUUGUCUUUCGUGAAACAUCACACGAGUGCUUUUGCCAACACUCCAGCAAUGUUCUACAUUGUAUGCUUCUUUCGACAGUUUUUCACAUCUGUUCGUAGGUCAGAUUACAUGGCCAUGCGCCAUGCCUUUUUCUCUGUUCAUUUAUCUCCCGGGAGUCACUUCAACUUUCAGAAAUAUAUAAAGAGGUCAUUAGAAGAUGACUUCAAAACAAUUGUAGGAAUCAGUCCUCUACUAUGGGCUAACGCGGUCCUUUUCCUUUUUGCGAAUGUUGAUGGAGCUCGGGUUAUGACUUAUCUCUCUAUAUUUCCUGUCAUUAUUAUCUUAGCAGUUGGAACAAAGCUUCAAGCAAUAGUAACACAGAUGGCUGUUGAAAUUCAAGAACGACAAUCCGUGGUACAAGGAAUACCUGUUGUCGAACUCUCUGACAGACACUUCUGGUUUAGUCAGCCUAGAUUAAUUCUGUAUCUUAUUCAACUCACCCUCUUUCAGAAUUCAUUUGAGAUAACACACUUCUUUUGGAUUUGGUAUGAGUUUGGACUUGAUACUUGUUUUUAUGAAAGUCCUAUCCUUCAAUAUGGUAGAGUGAUUAUUGGGAUUUCAGUACAAUGCUUAUGCGCCUACAGCAUACUUCCACUCUACGCCCUUGUUACACAGAUGGGUUCAACAAUGAAACAGUCGAUUUUUGAUGAUCACACGUCGAAAGCUCUCAAGAGUUGGCAUGAACAAGUGAAAAAGAAAGACAAACUUGAAAAGACUAAAACUCUAGGCCACCCAAUCGAACCACCAGUAGAUGCUAAAGUAAAGGUGAAGUCAAGUGAUUCAGGAACAACGGUAUCCUCUAGACCAUCUGCCAACAUUGUUGCCAGUGUUGACAUACCUGACGAUAAGAACUAGCUAUUACUCAGCAUUAUAUAUAUGUAAGGGCAAUAUUCAAAGUGCAUCAAGGA